CAUGCUAAGAAAGUCGUUGACUUGGCUCAUGCUCGUCAACGUCUGAAGCACUGCGUUCUAUGUUUAGUGUGCAUUUCAGCAGCUCUGCUUGACGAAGGUCUACUUUUGGACGUUAAAGCGCGUGUAGUUCUGGGAAAGGAGUUGCGAAAUUACGAAUCUCAAGCAAUCGUUGUAGAGGAAAAUGGAUUAGAACUAGCUAGGAUAUCCCGCAUCGGUGAUUACAUUUCUCGACGUCUCAAUAUCAAAGUCGAUUCUGAAUCAUUCGUACACAUGGUGUACGUGGAAACGGACAUAGAUCGAGUACUGGCUCGGUUAAUUGACGGCCUAUGUGAAGGCAAAGAUGUGCCCAAAAGUCUUAGGGAUUACGUUCGUGCAGAAGAUUUGGUGUAA
This is a messenger RNA of Haemonchus placei, 390 nucleotides long. Lineage: Eukaryota; Metazoa; Nematoda; Chromadorea; Rhabditida; Trichostrongylidae. The record is from the annotation of a GenBank genome assembly.